CCCAUUCAUAAUUGGGCAUUCGCGGCAGAAGACCGGACUAAGAAAAAUAUUGGAAACCUACAGAUAGAAGCAAAAUGAAAGUUAUUACGGUGUUUUUCUUCAUUCUUCCGAUGUUCUUUGAAGUAUCGGACGCAACAAAAUGCGACUGCAAGCAUGAAUACAGAAGAGUGGGGUGUUUUAAGGAUAAGAGAAAUGAUAGAACUCUACCGGAGAUGCUGACGAAUGAAAGAGACCAAACAAGUAACUAUUACCAUGGCCAUACCAUCGAUUGGUUCAAGUGGUCUACAUACAUGCCAGAAAUGGUGUGUCGCUGUGCUGGACUGGCUGCGAAGAAAGGGCAUAGAUAUUUCGCCAUCCAAUUCUGGGGGGAAUGUUGGAGUGGUCCAGCAACUGAUAAGAACGAUAUCUCGAAACAUGGAAAAGGCAUAGAUUGUUACGGACCAGAAUACAAGCGGUGUAAAAAAAGUGAUGAAAACUGCGUCGGUUCAACCGCGCACAAUUUCGUGUAUGAAACUUAUCCAUGCGACGUCAAUUUUGAAAAGAUUGGCUGCUUCAGCGAUAGAUCUCGACCUCGACCUCAGCAAGGGAAUGAUCUUAUCCUGACGGCACGCCAGAAAAAUACGCGUGCCGAAUUCUUUGGAUGGAUUGACUGGUGGAAUUAUGACAUUUUUCUCAGAAAAUUUGCUUGUAAGUGUGCUAAGAAAACGGCUGAAAAUGGACAUUCGACAUUUGGAAUGCAGUUUUACGGAGAAUGUUGGGCCGGAUUGAAAUUUGAGAAAAGAUAUUACAUAAAGCAAGGGAGAUCUAAUGCAUGUAUAAACAAAUGCUAUAAACGAUGUCGACGUUCAGAUCCACUCUGCAUGGGCAGAGGUCUUACCAAUGCCGUCUUCCGCAUAACUUCUCCAUGCCAAAUGAAAUACAAUGGUUUGGGUUGUUACCAAGCAACAAAAAAAGACUUGAACAUGGAAUGGAAGCUUUUACUGAACGAGGUAUCCCCAAGAGGUAGAAGAUUUAGAGGCAACCUGCUGCAAUUUGAUGACUCCUGGGAUGAGAUGUUUACUAAAUUCCUAUGUCGUUGCGCACAUGCUGCCAAGGAUGCAAAAUACGGUCACUUCGCUAUUCGUAAAAAAGGACAGUGUUGGGGUGGUCCAAAAUCUGGAUGGAAGGAAAACAUGUUUGAGGAGAGCACAAAUUGUGUUAAAAGAAAAUCUGAAACCUGCGAUGAUAAUAUGAAAUGUGCUGGGAGGGGCGACAGUAUUAGUCUCUUUGAAUUGGCUGUUGAAUAGAAGAACGUACAAAAUCAUUCAGACGACAUUUGGAACAAAACGGUAAUAGACAUGGCGAUAACACGGACAAUCGAGUUUAAAAUUACAUUAUAUUCAUAUAAUAAUUAAUAUUGUAGCUGGUGGAAUUAAAUUAGAUUUACUGCAUUUAA
This is a messenger RNA of Dendronephthya gigantea, 1435 nucleotides long. RefSeq lists its product as uncharacterized. The record is from RefSeq and is a predicted model, not a curated record. Bases 75 to 1286 code for a protein of 403 amino acids. The transcript is spliced from 9 exons. Lineage: Eukaryota; Metazoa; Cnidaria; Anthozoa; Malacalcyonacea; Nephtheidae.